CAUUUAGCAAAUAUAUAAUCUAAGAGAGAAAAAAAGAGAAGGGAGUAGAAAGAAAGGAGAGAGUGCAGGCAAGCGCAGUUAAUUCAACAAAGCCCUUCAGUCUUCGAUGUGUCGUCCUGUAUGUGCACAUAGUACAUCUAUGCGUAAUGAGCAAAGACAAGGCAAGACAAGGUGCAGCAACGUUAAAUGAGGCAACGUUGUCUAUCGUUUGCGGAAGGGGAAAAAUAUGGGGGAAACCAGUGCAUUACGCGUUCAUCGCACACAUGAGUGUCAAUUGACGGCAGUCCAGCUUCGGCAGUGUCCAGCGGCGUAGGUGGAUGAGCGGCGGCAGCGCUUGGAGCGUUCACAGCUUUGGUGCGCCAAGCAUGGAUCUGACGAGGCAGCAACAGCGAUCGUUGGCGAGCGCGUGCCGUGGCCCGUUGCCAUUUCCACGUAGACCAUGGAUGAGCGAGACUGGCGUCGCCGCCGCCACCGCUGCCUCCGGCAACUUGGGCCUCAAAGGGGUCAUAGCCGGUGGUAUUACUGGAGGCAUAGAAAUUUGUAUCACAUAUCCCACCGAAUACGUUAAAACGCAGUUGCAAUUGGAUGGAAAAGCUGGUGCUGGUAAAGAAUAUACAGGAAUAGUUGACUGUGUCACCAAGACCAUCAAGACUCGCGGAUUCUUUGGUUUAUACAGAGGCUUGUCUGUUCUGCUUUAUGGUUCUAUACCAAAAUCGGCAGUGCGAUUUGGCGCUUUUGAGUCGGUGAAAAAGCAGUUAGUAGAUGCAGAUGGAAAGCUCAAUCCGCAAAGGAGGCUCUUCGCCGGCCUUUGCGCUGGUGUGUGCGAAGCUAUUUUCGCGGUUACUCCGAUGGAAACGAUUAAGGUGAAAUUCAUCAACGAUCAACGUUCGGCGAAUCCGAGAUUCAGAGGAUUUUUUCAUGGAGUUGGCAUGAUUGUGAAGGAACACGGAUUCAGAGGAGUGUAUCAAGGAGUAGUGCCAACAAUCUUGAAGCAAGGAUCAAAUCAAGCUAUCCGUUUCUUCGUGAUGGAAACAUUAAAAGACUGGUACAAAGGAGGUGACAAUACUAAAAGUGUUCCUAAAGUAGUCGUCGGUGCAUUUGGUGCAGUUGCUGGCGCAGCAUCAGUUUUUGGAAACACGCCUAUUGAUGUCAUAAAAACUAGGAUGCAGGGAUUGGAAGCUUCAAAGUAUAAAAGCAGUAUGGAUUGCGUAGUUCAGGUGUGGAAGAAAGAGGGUCCAAUGGCAUUUUACAAAGGAACCAUUCCACGAUUGGGAAGAGUAUGUUUAGAUGUUGCCAUAACAUUCAUGAUUUAUGAUUCCUUCAUGGAACUUUUCAACAAAGUAUGGCUUUAG
Molecule: messenger RNA, 1352 nt
Organism: Atta colombica
Lineage: Eukaryota; Metazoa; Arthropoda; Insecta; Hymenoptera; Formicidae
Gene: sea
Product: putative tricarboxylate transport protein, mitochondrial
Exons: 5
Coding region: 318-1352 (344 amino acids)
Biological process (GO): mitochondrial citrate transmembrane transport
Source: RefSeq, a predicted model, not a curated record